UCACUCAGUCACUCUCUCCACCUUUCAAUCGGUUCCUCCGAUGGAGGCUCUGGUGGGACUCAAUCCGUCAAUAACAACCAGAACGCAACUCCUCCAGAGACGACGUCGUAUCCGUCGUGAUUUCCAGGUACUAGCGGUGGCGAGAGCAAGCAGAGCAGUAGAAAUGGGUGGAGGAACCGGAGGAGGACCGGAGCUGUUGGUGGAGCAGGCCGGCGGGAAGAGGGUGGUGGAGCUGGUGGGGGCAUUCAACGAGCUGACGGACACCAUGAAGAACGCGCUCCACUCCUCCCAAACCCAAACCCUCCUCUUCAAAUCCCUCAAGCUGUCCAUCCCCAUCUUGCACUCCCUGCCUCACUCCCCCGACGGCCGCUCUCCCCUCUCCAAGGCUCUCUCCCUCGCCCUCCUCCUCGCCCAUCUCCAGAUGGAUGCGGAGGUUAUUUCGGCCGGCAUACUCAGGCAAGUCCUGGAGGCGGGUGCGGUGUCGAUUUUUGAGGUGAGAGAUCGGAUCAGUACCGGCACUGCUCAUCUAUUGCAUGAGAGCCUGCGCGUCAAGAACAUGUCUUCCAAAAUCGAAAUAUUGGACGAUGACAGCGCCGCUGCUUUGAGAAAGUUCUGCCUCACCUUCUAUGAUAUCAGGGCUGUCAUUCUAGACUUGGCUCUCAAGCUCGAUGCCAUGAGACAUCUUGAUUACCUGCCCAGAUACCAGCAGCAAAUUCUCUCUCUCGAGGUUAUGAAGAUCCACGCGCCUCUGGCUCAUGCCAUGGGAGCCAACUUCUUGUCCUUGGAGCUGGAGGAUCUCUGUUUCCGCUACUUGUUUCCUUGUUCGUAUCUCUCUAUCGAUACGUGGUUACGAGGUUACGAGACGGGUGGGAGUUCUCUGAUUGAUGUGUACAAGGACCUGCUUCUUGAAGCGUUGAGGAGCGAUUCCGUGCUGGCGGACAUGGUGGAGGAUGUCUUCGUCAAAGGUCGGUAUAAGAGUCGUUAUAGUACGAUGAAGAAGCUGUUGAGAGAUGGUCGGAAGGCUGAAGAGGUUAAUGAUGUUCUGGGUUUGCGAGUGAUAUUGAAGCCCAGGUCAGUAGAUGUUGGGGAGAGAGCGUGCUACAGGGUACAAGAAAUCGUGCGGUCUUUGUGGGAAGAGAUGCCCCACCGGACGAAAGACUACAUUGCCAAGCCCAAAGCCAAUGGAUACAGGAGUUUACACAUGGCGGCGAAUGUGAGUGAGAAUGGCAGGGCUAGACCGCUCAUGGAAAUACAGAUACGGACGACGGAGAUGGACAUGUUGGCAGAUGGUGGAACGGCGUCCCAUUCAUUGUACAAGGGUGGUCUUACUGAUCCAGAAGAGGCUGAGCGGCUCAAGGCCAUAGUGAUGGCUGCAGCUGAACUUGCAGCAUUGCGCCUAAAAGAUCUUCCAUCCACAAAUCAUAAAGGUAUUGAGGUUGACCAGAGAGAUCGAGUAUUCCACCUUCUUGACAAGAAUGGAGACGGUAGGAUCAGCAUUGAGGAACUUAUGGAAGUGAUGGAAGAGCUUGGAGCCCCUGGUGAAGAUGCCCGUGAGAUGAUGCAGCUUCUUGAUUCAAAUAGUGAUGGUUCGCUAAGUUCUGAUGAAUUUGAUUUGUUUCAGACACAGGUCGAACUUAUGCGUAAUUUAGAUCACAAAGAUGAUGAAUAUAAGACCAUGUUAAAUGAGAAGCUUCAAAUGGAUGACCACAGUGGGUUAAUUCAGGUAUAUAGUAAAGAGCUUGGCAACAGGCUUGCAAAGUAGAUCUGCUUGCAAACAGGCCAAAGGGUUUACUUAUAAUUACCAUAUUUAACGUUGAAAAUAUUGUUUGCACUGUACAUAGUGGAAUUUCCAUGUAAUGUAACAUUGUUACAAGGGCCAAUGAUGGACCUGCUAUAGUCAUAUGUAAAAUGAAAUCCAACUUCCCACGUUAUAAAUGAUAAGGUAGAUCUUAAGCA
Corylus avellana is the source of this 1956-nucleotide messenger RNA. RefSeq names its product Ca2+-activated RelA/spot-like protein (gene CRSH). The record is from RefSeq and is a predicted model, not a curated record. Gene Ontology annotation, biological process: guanosine tetraphosphate metabolic process. NCBI's taxonomy places the organism in Eukaryota, Viridiplantae, Streptophyta, Magnoliopsida, Fagales, Betulaceae. Gene Ontology annotation, molecular function: calcium ion binding.